AUGGCGCACGUUCAAUCCCAUCAGUCGGGCUCAUCCUUCGGGUCGUCGCCAUCGCUAGAUGCGCAAGGUGACCCUAACAAACACAAACCGUCAAUCUUCGGUUUUGUCAAAAAGACAUGGCAGAAAACGGGCUUGGACAGACCAACCAUUCUCUUGAUGAUGAAAGGCGGCAUCCCACCCACAAUAGCUGUUUCUAUCUACCAAUCCAAGCCUGUUGCCAACGAGUACACAACAUUGGGUUAUCUCGUGGCUAUCGUCUCUAUUCUGGGCUUUGCGAUCAUGCCCCGCGCAAAGUUCAUCCAGAUGAUGAUCUUUGACAUUUUGGCCGUCUGCAUAGCAGCUUGUUUGGCUCUGUUGACAAUGUUCUGCAGUGUCAGGGCGCGUCAACACACCACUAAUAACCCCACUGAUGCAUACAAUUCGUCUGCGUCUGCUGUCAGUGGUUUGUGGCUAUUCAUCCAAAUCUGGAUGGUUCAUACCUUCCGCGCCAAGUACCCGCAGUUGCAAUUCCCCGUUAUUAUUUACGCAAUCUUCGCGAACAUUUCUUCGAUAUACGCACCGCAAAUGAAGAACAUGACAGCUGCAUUUGCGAUGGUGGGCCGAUUGCUUAAAUCAUGCCUUACUGGCCUCGCCAUUUCAACAGCAACGUCACUAUUCAUCCUGCCGAUGACGUCACGGCAGGUCGUCUUCAAACAAAUGGCAGGUUACAUUGGCGGGCUUCGCUCAGCUUUGAAUGCCCAUGCUCUAUACUUCCAAUCAUUGGAAAGAGAUGACAUGUUUGGUCGCACGGAGACAUAUGAUGACGCCCGUGAGAAGUUUGGCAAGAAGGGAAAGAUCUACAGUCCCGAGGCAGAAGCCAUCCGCGGUGCGGUGCGGCAGAUCACAGAUAUCCACGCCAAACUCCAUGGUGAUCUCACGUUUGCGAAGCGUGAGGUCGCAUUAGGAAAAUUGGGACCUGAUGAUCUUCAAGCCAUCUUCCGUCAUCUUCGCCAGAUUAUGAUCCCGGUCGUGGGGUUGAGCUUCGUGGUGGAUAUAUUUCAGCGACUGUCAGAUUAUAACAGAUGGAACCAGCCCAUUGAUUUAAAUGAGCCUGUGGUCCCAGAAGAUAUCCGACAACGCGUUGUGCACGAGUGGAAUGAUAUCAUGAGGGCGGUGCAUGAUCCCUUCGCGGUGAUGAUCCAAACUAUUGAUGAGGGAUUGGUACAUAUCUCCUAUAUUUUCGGGCUAACAAAGCCACCCAAACGCAAAAGUGCAGCUAAAUCUUCAAAUGAAAAUUCGAUGGAGGGAGGCGAAGAUGUCGAGGCCAGAGCGGAGAGCACUGCGCCUGGAGAAAAAGCAUUUACCCAGCAUUUUGAAAAGAAACUUGGCGAAUUUCGAAGCGCAAAACGCCUUGCUUUACAAACAUGGGCUGAGGAGAAGGAGCGAAGCCGACGACAACUGUAUCUGUUUCUCUACAUGGACCAAUUGCUAUACUCAACCGGUCAGACCGUGCUCGACUUUGUCCGCUAUGCCAAUCAUGUGGAGGCGAAAGGCAAGCUAUCGAAGACUCGACUCGUCAUUCCUGGUGGUAAGCGAGUUUGGAAGUGGGCCAAGUCCUUUUUGAGUGCUCAGGAUCAUGAAGAUGAUAAUAUGGGUGACAUCCAUACACAAAACAACAUACUUCAGCUUGGCGAGGCAUACAAGCUGCGCAAAGACCCCGAGCACCUACCACCGACAACUAUUUUUGAGAAAAUUGGAGACAGAAUUCGGGUCAUCCCGGGAUUUCUGCGCUCGUUCGAGUCAACCUAUGGCUUCCGUGUCGCCUGUGCCACCAUGACUAUUGCAGUAAUUGGGUUCUUACGCGAUACGCAGACCUUCUUCACUGCGCAAAGAUUAGUAUGGGCCUUAAUCAUGGUCAAUCUCAGCAUGUCACCCACCUCAGGACAGAGCAUUUUCAGUUUCGUGUUGCGGAUUUUGGGUACAUUCCUCGCAAUGGUAGCAAGUCUUCUGAUAUGGUAUAUUCCAGGAAAACAUACACCGGGUAUUAUCGUUUUCCUGUUUAUAUUUGUAUCUAUGGCCUUCUAUAUCCCCAUCAAGAUGUUCCGCUUCCGAGCUGUUGGGAUCAUCAGCAUCAUCACUACAAGCAUGAUCAUUGGAUAUGAGCUCCAAGUUCGCCGAGUCGGUGAGGCAGUCGCGACAUCCAAUGGGCAGCCCUUCUACCCCAUUUACCUCCUGGCACCUUAUCGCCUGGCCGUUGUGGCGGGCGGUAUUGCUGUCGCAUUUAUUUGGACAUUCUUCCCAUAUCCAAUCUCUGAGCAUUCAGUCCUCCGUCAAAGUCUUGGAGCAUCUUUGUAUCUUCUGGCAAACUACUACUCGAUCAUCCACGAGACGAUCUCCGGCCGCAUGCGUGGUGAUGAGGGCGAAUACCUACUCAAGACCUCUUCCGGUCGCAAACUUGAGAAAGCGCGCCACAAAGUGUUUUCAAAGCAGAUGCUUAUGCUAGCCGGUUUACGGACAUACUCUGGGUUCCUUCGCUGGGAGGUUCCGAUUGGAGGUCGAUUUCCCAAGAAGCAGUAUGAUUCGAUUAUUCUCUGUGUCGAAAACAUCGUGAACUACCUCAGCUUGCUGGGCUACGCGUCUGAUACACUUAUGUAUGAGGAUCCUGCAGAUACAGCCUGGAUGACCGACUUCCGACGGCUGAUCAAUACUGCCAAAGUGACAACCCACGAGGUCACAUCUUUGCUCUGCCUUCUCUCUGCUAGCAUUACGAACCGACAACCUUUGCCGCCGUAUCUCAAAGCACCCCGUCCGUACGGCUUCACGAAGCGCCUUAUGGAACUCGACAGUGACCUUCUUAGCCUCCGACACAUUGCCGAGCCGGGAUUCGCGGCAUUUGCAGUUCUGCAGAUCUCGACCCGCUGCAUUGUCGGUGAUAUGGACAGAUUACUUCGGCUUGUCAAAGAUUUAGUCGGCGAAUUAGACUUCUCUUUCCAUGCUGUAAGCACGGGAGAGUCAAUGGCCGAGUCGCGAAUGCCCUCUCGGGCAGGAUCAAGGGUGGAUCUGAGCGAGUAUGCACCAUCCCAACGUGGUGAUCGGCACAAGAACGAUUGA
This is a messenger RNA of Penicillium verrucosum, 3090 nucleotides long. RefSeq lists its product as uncharacterized. The transcript is spliced from 7 exons. The record is from RefSeq and is a predicted model, not a curated record. Lineage: Eukaryota; Fungi; Ascomycota; Eurotiomycetes; Eurotiales; Aspergillaceae. The coding region runs from base 1 to 3090 and encodes 1029 amino acids.